Messenger RNA from Paramecium primaurelia, 2077 nucleotides. The record is from the annotation of a GenBank genome assembly. NCBI's taxonomy places the organism in Eukaryota, Ciliophora, Oligohymenophorea, Peniculida, Parameciidae.
AUGUAUUUCAAACUCAAAAUCAACAAGGCUGAAAUUAAUUAAGGCAAAAAUUAGUUCACUCUUUGGACAAGAUUCUUACUCUAUAUGAGAGAUUUCCAUGAUAACAUUUCACUCUUGAAGAUCUAGUAUAAGAGUAAGUAAUAUUGAAAUUCUUAAUUAGAAAAGUUUUACACACAAGAACUGAUAUCUAUAAUGAUUAAGGCAUUACUAUUUAGAUCUUAAUAUUAUCAAAAAAAUUAAAUGGUAGCCAAAGGUCUAUUGUAUUUUCAUCAUUUUAAUGGUACAAUAAUUGAAUAAGCAUUGAUUGAUAAAAUAACGUUUUUCUUAAGUUUGUAAGGGUAAGAUAAUGUUCAAAUAAAUUAGAAAAUAUCAUUUGAUUACUGGAAAUAGUUACUUUCAAUUGUAAAACUAUUAAAUUGCUUUGAAAUAUUAUCUUAAAGGAUUAGAUUUCUACCAAAGGAAUUUAAUUAUAAUUUAUAAGGAAAUCACACUUACAUCUUUAGAAGAAAUAAAGAUGACUCUUAAUUAUUAUGUAAUUAAUAAUGAUAAUAAUAUCAAUAGACUAAGGAGAUCAUAUUAUCAUUGUUUUUAAUAGCAUUAGUUUAUGAAUAAUUAAAUGAUUUUUUAAAAUAUCAAGAAACCAUUAAAAUGAUGACUUGGGUUGAUUCAAAUUAUUAACCAGAAGAUUCAAUAGGAAAGUUAUAUUUCUAAUAAUAUGUGGAUAAUACAAGAUAUUUAGAAUAUGCAUUAGAAAAAGCUGAAAUAUCAAAAGUAUUAAAGUAAGCUUUACCAGAAGAAGAAACAUCUAAAGUACCUGGAGGAGAAGAUUAAUUAAAUUAUUAUAAUAAUUUGCUUUAUGAAUUCAGUGACUUUCCAAAAAUCAGAAAAUAAUAUUAUUAUUAUGAUAAAUCAUAAAUUCCAUAUAGUAAUGAAACAAUAGAUAGUGAAACUUAUUUAGAGAAAUAAAAAACUCUUAAAACUAAUGCUAGUGUUUAAAUGAUUUAUAAAUAGUAAACAAAUGAAAAUGAAUCUACAACCAUGUGCAAAUCUGCAUUAAUGAAAACUAAAUAUUCAGAUAAUGGAUUAUCUACUAGAUUUUAAACAGAAUCAGAAGGAUUCUCAUAACAAUUAAUUAAUAUUUAAUAGAUAAAUAAGAAAAAGAAGAAAUAAUUAAAUAAAGAAGAUAUUACAUUAUAAAUGUAUUAUGGAAAUGCAAUAGAAAAAUCAGUUAAAUUAUAAGAAUUAGAGAAUUUAGCAGAAUAACAUAAUUAAGAUUUAGCAUAAUAACAAAUUGAUACAAUUUCAUUUGAUAAAAAAUUGAAAUAAUCAAAACAAUAGAUUUGUAAAUAGUUAAACAUUAUAUUUAGAAUUUAAAAAAAUGUUUGGUUGUAUUAAUUUGAAUAAAGGUCCUUUUGAACAUGAAACAAGAGAAUCUAGAAAGAGACAAAGGAAAUAAUAAGCUAAAAGCAUAAAUCAAUUAUAAUAAUUAUUAAGUAUACAACUUUAAAUUAAAACAAAAACUGAAUAAUCUCAAUUAUUAGAAUAAUAUAAUAAAUAAAGAAAAGUAAAUUUUUCAUCAUAACCAAAUAUAUUUUAAAAAGUUCAUAAUAUACAUCGAUAAAAUAAAACUGUAAGAAUAGAAUCAGUUAUUACUAAUAAAGAAUUUAGUAAAGAUAUGAGUAGUCAUCAUAAGACAUAAGAUGAAGAUCAAUUGAUUAGAGAAAUAAAUAUUAAUACUAAAGAAACUAUUAAAUAAAUGAUGGAUGAGAAAGAAAGUUUAAUCUAAUCAAAACCAUUUUCAACAAGAAGAUCAUCUUAAAAUAAUACUAUUAAGUAAUAUAUUAAUAAUAAUUAAAAUAGAAACAAUUUUUUAUUUGAAAAACUAAUAUUAAAAAAUGAUAGUUUAGCCCAUACAACAGAUUAAAUUAGUAAUUCAAAAAAAGUUAAUUCAUUAAAAUCUUUAUUAGAAGUACCCAGAAAUAAUCCAAAUCAAAAGAGAAUGACAGCAAUUUUAUCAACAAUAACUCCUAGAUCUGCUAGUAAAAUGGGUUCACAUACAAUUCUACCUAUAUGUUGA